ACCCCUUCUGGCGCGCUCUGCAGCGAGUGUGGUUUUGAAAUGCUGUUUUGCAGCUAUAGCUAGAAGGGUGAUUCAUCCUCCCAGCAGGGCUGUGACUUGCUUUUGCAUGUUUCAGGAGGCCAGCUAGCUUUAUAAUGACCUAAUUGCAUAGAGUGCACCUCCCAGAAGGUUUCUCUGCAAACUUCUGAGCAAAGCAGCAGAGGUGUAUAUAAAAGAGGAAAGUCCUUUGGGGACGAUGGCGAUCGGCUCCCACCAGCUGUUCCUCAUGGCUGCAGAUUUAACAGUGGCUUCCGUCCUCUCCUUUGUCCUUUAUGUGCUUGGCUGCCUUUUCCUGGCGAGCCUCUCCAGCUUGGUGAUCUUCCACUUCUCCUUUGGGCUGCUGAAGAGAGCAAAGAGGAGAGCAAAGAGGAAAAUCAGCCUGAAAGGGAGAGCAAUCCUGAGCCUGGUUUCUCGGAGCACCAUCGGAGGGAUGCUUGUGAAGAGAUUAGGCCAAGAGGGUUCUGGGUUGCUGGAGGUGAACCGCUCCUCAGAGGAAGAAAAGUCACCUAUGCUGAAGAAGGAAAGCUCCUCAAACACCAGGGUGAGACAACUCCCAGCGGGUAAGGAAAAGAACCAGGCAGUGAUGCAGACCCUUGUUGAGAGCCCACUCUCUUGGGAAGAAACUCCCAUGCCAAAGCACCACAAACAGAUGCCGUUGAGCCUUGCCCUCUCAAUCUACCAGGAACCAGAUCCUGCAACCUCUCUAUAAGCAGAGCUGAACUAGUUUUUAGGCUAGGAGAUGUAGCCUACCCUCAGCCUGCAAGUUUAAUUAGGCUGUACCACCCACUCUGUAUGGGAAGGAGCCCAAAAAAGAGAGAGGAGGAGACAGGCAAAGAAGACCUUAAGCCUGCUCCAGGUGGACUGUCCCCUCCUACCUCCAGGCCAUCUUCCACUAACUGCCCUGUAGAAAAAGGUGUCGAGAAUUCAAGGGAGGCAGGGAAAGCCCACACCUGCUCCAUUUGGACUGUCCUGACCUCACCAUAGGGCCAUUUAGAGAUACUGAGACUGAUGUGUUUGAGUCUAGAUGUAUCAAUGUUUGCCUUCCGCCGGAGUGAUGUCAUGAUGUCUAACUAUUAUUUUAAAGUAAUGACUGAGGUUUCGAAGAUUUUAAUUAAAAAAAAUAAUGAAUGUCUUGCUCUCUAAUUGCAUUAUUUUGUACCACCCGAGGACAUUAAGUAGUGAAGCAUGGUUUUCAAAUUGAACAAAUAAAUCACUAAAGAUGGGGGGAUGAAUGCAAAGAAGACUCCAGAAGCUGCCCCGGUUGGGGUGGCAGGGCUACCUGCCAUUAACUGCCCUGUGGGAAGGAUCCCAGGAGAAAGAGUGUCAGGGGCUGGACUGGGGAGGAAUGGUUGGGACCGCCCCCCCCUCUUCCUGCACAUUCCCAAGAAGAAGAGGACAGUAUAGAUUUAGAACAGAAGUUUGCAGAAGAUCAUAGUUCAGAGGCUGCAGAGAGGAGAAGCUGGGAAAUAUUGAGGGAGCAGCAGGAAGAAGAAGAAGCACCAGGGGAGAGGCAGCUAACAGACUCGGUGUCUCUUGAAAGCAUUCCUGACACACACACCCCGAACCAGGCAUGCCUUGAAAGCAGCAGAACAGAAAACUCAGAGGCAGGAAGCACAGAUCAGCCAGCACAAGGGUGACGUAGAAUAGGAGGGACUGAGGGGGUGGGACUUUACUUGGAGCAAUGCCAUUAUCUAAGAGAGACCACAUUCCUUCGUCUCUUUCAGUGAAUAUUGAAGAAACUACAGUCAUACCUUGGAAGUCAAACAGAAUCUGUUCCAUUCGACUUCCAAAACAUUCAGAAACCAAAGUGCAGCUGCCAUAUGGGAAGGAUCCUGAUGACAUGUUAGAUUGGGAUACUGCCUUGCAUGAUUUUAUGAAUGCAUUUUAAAGUUACUUGUAAGCCUCUUUGAAGGAAUUUGCACCCUGAAAGGUGGGAUUCGAUAUGAUGAUAUGAUAUGAUAAACAAACAACAUAAUGUGGAAGCAACUUGCUCCAAUGCCGGUUGCCAGGUUUAUUUAAAGCCCACCCCAAACUGGGCUACAAUUCGGUGAUUCGGGUUCAUUUGCUGGCUUCUUUCCAGGUGCCAUGAUCAGCACAUGAUGCCCAGUGUGUGUGAGUGGCCUUUAUGUCAUUGUGAAAUGCUGCAAUCUAAACAGGACAAUGUAGGUGCCAUCUGAUAACAUUGGCACCAACGUUUGAGCAGUUGAGAAACCCAUGGCAGCCAUGGCAGCUCUGGAAUUCAUAAGACCAAUUUAGAUCAUCAUUGCAGACAUGAACAAAGCUGAGUUUUUAGAACCUUUGAAAAACUGGUUGUAUGUAUCCACCUUUAAUCUUCAACUGCUUUGAGUCCCUAUUUGUCAGCUGGAGAAGAGAACAGAAAUCUGUUUGCUCCACGUAUUUGCCGCAUGACUUCUUGUCCUCCUGUUCAUGUCAACGUUCCCAAAUCCUGGUCCCGUUGUCAUUUCAAUCUCUCCUUGGCUCCUGGUUGUGGGGAAUUAAAAGGCUUGGAUUUUCUGAAUGAGUUCUAAUAUUAUUAUUUUUAAAGUGAUUAGAACGGAAUGGUUUCCAGGAGUGUUCUCUGAUGGAUUACAGUAGGAACUGGGUCAGGACCUGCUGAGGAUCAGGAAAUGUAAGACAGGAUCAUGGACCAUUUGCUGACUUUGACACAAAUGUUCAGUGAGUUUGAGGAAAUGAGAUCAGAAUCACAAACGGCACACAGCAUGCUCACUUCGUAGAUUAGAGCAUCACACGAAAAUAGUUUUUCUUACUUAUGUAAGAUGAGGAAAAGCAUAAAUACCCAAACAAUUUCCAGGGGAGCUGGGAAGAUGAAACUGCAUAUUUAUAGUAGGAUUAAUUUUUGCAUUUCAAAACGUGGUGUUUCACCAAACAGAUCCUCAACAAAUUUAGCAUUGUUUGGGAUAUGAACAGAACAGUGAUUUUAGUGGUGAUGAUGGGAAGGGAUCAGUUCCAGGUUUUCAGAAAAUUGAGAAUUUUUAUUCCAGCCACUUUUCACCUCAUAUCAUGCUUCAUCAAAACUUGUGAGAAGCUUGUUUUUAAUCUUUCCAAAAGUUCUUUUUCAGAGCAGGAAAGCAAGAUUACUGGUUACAGGGGAGGGCGGGGAAACCUGGAAAUGCAUUCUUAUGAAUUGCAGUGAUCAAGCAAUUUGUAUCUGCCAGUCGAAGGACCAAAGGGGGCUGCUUCAUACUGUAUUUACUUGAAUCUAAUGCUCACCUUUUUCGGCCAAAUGACGUUGCAAAAAAACAAGGUAUGCAUUAGAUUCAUUGGCACAUUUACAUUUGCUGGCAAAUACUUUUGGGGUUUCAAGGUUCUGGAAAUUGAGGCGCACAUUAGAUUUGAUGGUGCAAUUGGACCCGAGUAAAUGCGGUAUUUGUUCAUCUAGCCCAGACAUCCCCAAACUUCGGCCCUCCAGAUGUUUUGGACUACAAUUCCCAUGAUCCCUGACCACUGGUCCUCUUAGCUAGGAAUCAUGGGACAGUAAGAGCUGUUCGGCAGUGGAAUUUGCUACCAAGGAGUGUGGUGGAGUCUCCUUCUUAGGAGGUCUUUAAGCAGAGGCUUGACAGGCAUAUGUCAAGAAUGCUUUGAUGGUGUUUCCUGCUUGGCAGGAUGUUGGACUGGAUGGCCCUUGUGGUCUCUUCCAACUCUAUGAUUCUAUGAUUCAGCCCAGUAUUGUCUGCCCCAACCCUCCUCCAGCCUGGUGCCUUGCAGAUGUUUUAAAUUAUAACUCCCACCGUCCCUGACCAUUGCCUAUGCUUCAUCCAAAGCAUCUGAAGGGCACCAGCUUGCAGACGGUUGGUAUAACUGAAAAGCGGCAGCUCUCCAUGUCUCAGGCAGCUCAAGAGGGUCUCAGGCUGAGUCUAAGGCUGUGGUGUCUGGUGCCCAAUCUGGGAGCCCGGCAGUAGGUGGCGCUAGAGCUAAUGCCAGGCAGAGCCAUCAAAUUCUAAUUCCCACCCCCCAUCUCCCUGCUGAAUUCUACAAGGGCUAACAUUGAGACUAAGGAGGAGAAAGCUGACUGGCUGGGCCACCGUAGGACUGGUUGUCUACAAAGAGGCAGGUGGAAGCUGGCUGAGGACAGGUGGAACUUAAUGGGUCAGUGGUCCCUUUGCCCAAAUGGGCCAGCUACCUUUUUUUUUUAAUGGGAGAAGCCAGGAAUUGAACCUAGAACCUUAUGCGUGCCAAGAAGAUAGGGUUGCCAGUCUCAAUAGAGGACAGGACU
Zootoca vivipara (common lizard) is the source of this 4273-nucleotide messenger RNA. RefSeq lists its product as uncharacterized. NCBI's taxonomy places the organism in Eukaryota, Metazoa, Chordata, Lepidosauria, Squamata, Lacertidae. The record is from RefSeq and is a predicted model, not a curated record.